AUGCUCGCAACCGGAAACGCUUCGAAGCAAGAGAAGCGCCCUCCGUCGGGUUCCGCUUUCGAGCGUGGUCGACGAAAGCGGUCAACAACGUAUACCUCCCGAACCAAGCUGCGGAAACCGGAAUCUCCAACCGAUGAGUUCGGAACCGCUGAACCGGGCUCAUGGGCGUCACUUGUCAAGUCUCGUCCGGGUUCAGUUGCCCUCUGGCUAAAAUACGCCGCAUCCGAAACCCAGAAACGUGGUCCCGAAGCCGGUCGAGAAGUCCUGGAGCAAGCCCUCCAGAGCCGGGAUCUCUACCGACAGGAGGCAUUGUGGCGUGCCUUGGCCACGAAAUAUCAGACCUGUUAUGAAGCGGCUCUAAAGAAGAUACGACAAGCUAUUCAGCUCCUGCCAAGAAGUGCGUCGCUCUGGGAACUGUACACAGAGCUUCGUUAUUUUCCAUCGGAGGUGCUGGUUCGCUGCCCGCUGGAUGAAUGCAGCGACGCUGACGAUCGUACACAAGUGCCACUCUUUGUUCAUUUCGAACAAGAAUGGCUCACCGCUUUGCAAGAAACACACGCAAGUCUAGAAGAAAAGGAGCAUGUGUAUCUCAUCUGGGCCGCAACCUUGCGGCGGCUACAGAACACGCAAGCAUCCUCCUGCAGCCGUGCUGAGAACCUGGAAACUGCAGCGCGUGAUUUUCCCGAAAAAAACAUAGAUGCUGUCGCACGGGCGUCGUCCGGGGAAACGAUCGCUCAUGCUGUGCUUCUACGUGGAGCGCGUUGUCUUCGUUCAGCUCGUUUAUGGAAAUACUUCCUGGAAAGCGCCGUAUCACUAAGCGGGAACGACGACCUGGCCCUGCUCGAGGAGGCCAUGUGCAGCGUCCCGCCUCUACGCAAUGAUUCAUGGUUCUGCGAUGUUCUUCGAGCGCGCCGUGAGCGCUGGGCUCUUGAACGCGAUACAAGGACGCUUGCGAGCCACGUCGAGCGUUUCCCUACAGAUCCGGAAGCGUGGCUCAUGUUUGCCGAACACUAUCGAUCUGUGUACGCUGAUGAAACCCAAGCGGAAGCGAUUUUGUUGACUUUCUUGCAGUACGGCUUUUCUCAAGCACCUGGUGACUCGGUCGCCCGCUUCAUUGCUACCUUGCUGGAUCAAUCUUGGUCCCGUACGAGGAGCCUUGCUCGAGUGCGCGCUUUUCAGGAGAGCGCCCUUGCCUGUGCAAGCGAUCGAGCCGCUCGAGAUGCUAUUUUUCGGGAAUCUUUGCGAUUUGAGCGCUACAAAGCAGUCUGUCUGGAGCGAUGUAGGGAGCUGUUUCGUCGUUGGCUCGCGGAGGCUCCGCAUUUAGCCUCGGUUUGGGCAUCCUGGGCGCAGCUCGAACGCGAGGUGGCGAAGGUGCCGGCCAACGCUGUUCUGGUACUGCAGGUCGCCGUGGAUUUGUUUCAUGAGGCAUUUGAGCUGCAUCCAUCCGGUGAUGCGAUGUGUCGGCAGCGUCAAAUGCUGCAGAUUCUGGCGCUUUGGAGAUCACUGAUCGAUUCGCGCCUUGCGGAAUGCUCAGAUCCGCAGCAGCAACAGGACGCUCUUCGGAGCGCUUACCGAGUCUUGUUGAACAGAUAUUCCAAUUCGCUUGCGGUUGUUUGCUCGUAUGCAGCAUUGGAAGCUUUUACUGGCGAAGGAGGCCUUGAUUCGGCGCUGGAAUUCUUGCGUCAGAGAAGACUAGAGGAGCACUGGCCUCCAGAAGAUCAGCUGCGACUAACUGAAUUCGUAGCGGCGUUACGGAGAACACACGCCGCGGUGAGUCGGCGGAUACGAGCUCGUCUCUGGCAAGAUAUCCGCGAUCCGUCUGACUAG
This is a messenger RNA of Cyanidioschyzon merolae strain 10D, 1827 nucleotides long. RefSeq lists its product as hypothetical. The transcript has a single exon. Gene Ontology annotation, biological process: mRNA splicing, via spliceosome. Lineage: Eukaryota; Rhodophyta; Bangiophyceae; Cyanidiales; Cyanidiaceae. The coding region runs from base 1 to 1827 and encodes 608 amino acids. The record is from RefSeq and is a predicted model, not a curated record. Gene Ontology annotation, molecular function: protein binding.